Messenger RNA from Cimex lectularius (bed bug), 1134 nucleotides. RefSeq lists its product as uncharacterized. The transcript has 3 exons. The record is from RefSeq and is a predicted model, not a curated record. NCBI's taxonomy places the organism in Eukaryota, Metazoa, Arthropoda, Insecta, Hemiptera, Cimicidae. Bases 299 to 904 code for a protein of 201 amino acids.
UUUAUACACACGGGACUUGUUCUGGCCGCUUGUUCCGCAGUCUGAUCUGUGUCUCGCUCCUUCCAACAUCACGCAGGCGGUUGUUCUGGUAUCCAUUCAUUUUCUUAAUUGUUACGAUCUGCCAGAAUUGAGUGGUAGAACAAGGCAUUGACUGGGACCUAUAAAUACGAGAGAAGAAGAAUCGGCAUAGUCUAAAACUGAUGUGCGAGGGCUUUUGGACGGUUCCCAAGAUAUGCAGCAUUGUGCACAAGGUUAAUCCCGGGUGUCAAAGUCAAGCCAGUCGUGAACCGUGUCGAGAAUGGUCGGUUACCCCUGUAAGCAGGCCUGCGACGAUGAAGUCGCCGAUAAACUCGGCGAGCUGCUAGACCUGGUCACGAUCGGAUUAGAAAAGACUCAAGGGCCCGCAGUACUCGGCAUCGAGGAAGGAUUCGUAAAAAGCUUCGAUUUAAUAGAUAGGCUUUCUAAGGACGGUAUAGACGCGGAGUCUGAAAUAAAGGACGAACCCCAUCGAGAAAAUAUUGCAGAUGAAGUCGACCUUGAAGAUGCCGAGGUGGUCGCAGCGGUUGAAAACCUUCUCGGCAUAGUCUCUAAGAAAAUUGCCGAGGAAGAAGCCCAGAACAAUUCUGUAGCUGAUGAUCUUGAACAAAUUGGAGAAAAUAUCUUGUUACAGGAAACUGAUGCCGUUGUGAAAGGUAUCCUGAAACCGUCUCGGUGCCGGCAAGGCAGCCAGCACCACGUCGAUUUCGCGAUGGCGCCACAGUUCAUCAGGGCGUACGACGCCGAAAAGGAUUUCACAGCAGAGAUAAAAUUCGUCGAGCAGCACCCGAAGAAGGUCGUCUCCUACAGAGCACUGUACGCCGCCCAGAAGGAGACCCAGGACCAAAAGGAAGAGCAAGAUAGAUGACAUCCCUUCCUAAAUAUCCACAUUUUUAUGCCGAAAAAGAACUAAUUACAGUGAACUUUAGUUCGCGGUGCGCACUUUAAAACUUUAGCCAACGGCAAGGCUAGAGAGCACAAGCAAAAAACAAAAAUCCUAAGGCAUCAAAACCGCUUAGACCGUUAUGUUAAAAAAAUACGAAAAAAUUUUAGGUAUUAACGUUUAUAGUCAUAUUUAUUACUUUUUUAAUGUGCUUU